Paramacrobiotus metropolitanus is the source of this 780-nucleotide messenger RNA. Its product is annotated as transmembrane protein 14C-like. NCBI's taxonomy places the organism in Eukaryota, Metazoa, Tardigrada, Eutardigrada, Parachela, Macrobiotidae. Bases 101 to 445 code for a protein of 114 amino acids. Gene Ontology annotation, biological process: regulation of heme biosynthetic process. Gene Ontology annotation, cellular component: mitochondrial membrane. The transcript has 4 exons. The record is from RefSeq and is a predicted model, not a curated record.
GGAAUUAUUGCUAAGAACAGUAACGAAAAUCGUUAUUAGAGAGUAGAUAAAAAUACGAACGAACAUUUUUUCGCCGGGAUCUUGUGUCGCUUUACUCAAAAUGAAUAACAUAAAGCAACAAAUACUGCAACCGAGUCAGCCUGAUUACCUAGGCUUUUUGUAUUCGGCGAUGGUUGCUGCUGGAGGGAUUGCUGGUUAUGCCAAAGCAGGCAGCGUUCCUUCAUUGGCCAUGGGAUUGCUGUUCGGUGGAAUUUUGGGCGCAGGUUCAUAUAUGGUUUCCCAAAACCGGAAUAACGUGCUGCUUUCGACAGUUGCAAGUGGACUUUUAGCCGGUGUAAUGGGCUCACGCUUUUAUAAGACUGGAAGUUUUAUGCCAGCUGGGAUGGUUGCAACUCUGAGUGUGCUGAUGCUGCUUCGGUAUGGGCAGUAUUACAUCCGGAAGUAACCAGAACGAACAGAAUUGGACACCGGUCUUUGAUAUUUGUUACACGUGCUAAUUUUAUAUUAGUGCACGUCCGCUCUGUACUGUUUCCUGCAAAACUGGAACACAAUUCUGUUGUAGAAUUCGGAAUUUGGUUGAGAUUUCUUACCUUAUUAGACUCCAUCUUAAUAUGAAACUAUGGAGCAUAUAUACUUGCGAAAUGCACAGAAAUGCGGAAAAGACUCACGAUUAUUUUUGUUGCACAGCUGAUCACAUCAUGAAUACGUAUGUGCCGAAGAAAGUGCGAGCCAUCAGCAUACGCGGUUGUUUGACAGAACAUUAAAUAACGAUCACGGUUG